GAAGGCCAAACCUCGUCGUUCAUGAUUUGACUGACUGAAGGAGCCAGAGCACCUGAAAAGCGACAGAAGAGAAGAGGAGAAAUGGAUCGUGCAUCUCGCUCUUCGUCGUCGUCGUCGGAUUCCUCCUUCUCAUCGACCAAGGCAUGGAUCGUGCACGGCAUUGUAGCCGGUGCCGCCAUUGCCGCCGCUCUCGCAGCUCGAACUUAUCUCGGCGGAUCCAGAAAGUUUAGGAGCCGCGUCGUUGGGAUCAUUCCCGCUCGUUUCGCCUCUUCACGCUUCCCCGGCAAGCCGCUCGUUCAAAUCCUGGGGAAACCCAUGAUACAGAGAACUUGGGAGAGGGCUAAGCUUGCGACCUCUCUGAAUCAUGUAGUUGUGGCAACGGAUGAUGAAAAGAUAGCAGAAUGCUGUCGAGGGUUUGGUGCUGAUGUUAUAAUGACCUCAGAAUCCUGUCGCAAUGGUACUGAACGUUGCAAUGAAGCUCUACAAAAGCUUCAGCAAAAAUAUGAUGUUGUCGUCAAUAUUCAGGGAGACGAGCCUUUGAUUGAACCCGAGAUAAUUGAUGGAAUUGUCAAAGCUUUGCAGGCAGCCCCAGAUGCAGUGUUUAGCACAGCUGUAACAGCUUUGAAACCUGAAGAUGCAUUCGAUCCUAACCGUGUCAAAUGCGUGGUGGAUAACAAAGGUUACGCCAUCUAUUUUUCCAGAGGGCUGAUACCCUAUAAUAAAUCAGGAAAAGUCAAUCCAAGGUUUCCUUAUAUGCUCCACCUUGGUAUUCAGGUAUGGACAAGAGUGUUCCUUGCUACUGUUUUCUGCAUCAGGACAUUAAUAAAAGGGAGAAUCAGCGUUUUGUUAUUGCUGUACAGCACUAGCCAAAUUGUGUUUUUAACUCUUCACAAUGAUGUGAUAUGGUCUUUCCAGAGCUAUGAUACAAAGUUUCUGAAGCUAUACGCAGAACUUCCACCUACACCUCUGCAACUAGAAGAAGAUCUUGAACAGCUUAAAGUCCUUGAGAAUGGUUACAAAAUGAAGGUAAUAAAGGUUGACCACGAAGCUCAUGGUGUUGAUUCCCCGGAAGAUGUUGAGAAGAUCGAAGCUUUGAUGCGUGAGCACAACUUGUCCUAGCUUUGUUCUAAUACGUCGAGAUGGUAUUCAGAAAACUCCUACUUGGUUAAAUUUUACAAAUCCGAAUGAAGCUGGAAUGCUGAUAGCUGUGGUACGGGUUUACGUUCAUUUCCUCUCCCUUUGAACAUUAAAGCAAAGUUGGAACCUUGGGCUUCUUGGCACCUCUGCACUUUGAUGUUAGGGUCAUUGAGUUUUCUUCCCAAUAGGUUGUAACAAUUUUGAUUAUCGUAGAUUGACUGCGGAUAACGGAACAGACGGAGGGAACUAGACCUCUGUUGAGCGGAGUGGGGAACCUCUGUGGAGUUGGUUGUGUACUUGUGUUAUAGGAAGCUGGUUUAUAUGCUGUUCUGCACUAUUGAUGGAUUAAAGUAGUCAGCUGUCUAUAAAGUUCAUGGCUUUGAUUGCCUGCUUUUGUUCAGUAGCAAUCUCCACAAUUUCUAUCGUUUCCCCCCAUUUCGUCCUUCAUGUUCUCUAGCAUUAUUUUGUGGAAAGGAGGGUUCCAUCGGU
This is a messenger RNA of Linum tenue, 1626 nucleotides long. Lineage: Eukaryota; Viridiplantae; Streptophyta; Magnoliopsida; Malpighiales; Linaceae. The record is from the annotation of a GenBank genome assembly.